AUGACGCUCAUCCAUCAACGAGCGUCUCCUGAAGAGCCUAUCGAGGAGCUUAUCCUGUCGAUCCAAGGAUAUCUCGUAGAGGCCAAUCUCCCUCCUAUUCGGAAGAUGGAUGUUCCUCGGUCCAAUCAUCGGAUCAUUGGUCUUAGCCAGUCAGUCGUUAUCUCUGGCCUUGGUGAGGGCCUGUUCCAAGACGCGGUACAGGGUGCGGUCUGCGUCUACCAAGUCUAUCAGCGCCUUAUCGAGACUCUUCAUGGACGACUUCGAGAGUGGACCCCUUUUGAUCGCUCAGGCCACCUGGCUAUCCAGUUCGGUAACCGUCUCCUGAGUAGGGGAAAGGAGGUUGGAGACGAUGAGAUUGUGGACUUGGCAGAUGUCGUGGACCCCUUCAAUGUUCUCCGACCAGCUCUGCGUGAUCAUGUUCACACUACCGACAAUGCAGUUCAGUACUGGGAGCGUACAAUGAAGGAGUCCAAGGCAACAUACACAAAGAUCAAGCCUCACCAGAUCAACAUCUCAAACCUAGUUGAGCUACAGAUCGCUUUCACAGUGGUUCGCACAUCUUUGUUCCUAAGCUAUGUUCGAUCUGACUUCAAUCUAGCUUCAAUUGCAGCUUUGACAAAGCGUGCCAAGUCUCCCAGACGUACUUUGAAGCGCAAGGUCGGCUACGGCGACAGCGAGGAAGAUGACACAGACUCUGUGUUGAAGCGUAUGCGCUUGGACGAUAGUGACUUGCAGGACAGUGCAGUUGUAUCUCAGACAGAUGUGCCUAUGGCUGGGUAG
Epithele typhae is the source of this 780-nucleotide messenger RNA. RefSeq lists its product as uncharacterized. The record is from RefSeq and is a predicted model, not a curated record. The coding region runs from base 1 to 780 and encodes 259 amino acids. Lineage: Eukaryota; Fungi; Basidiomycota; Agaricomycetes; Polyporales; Epitheliaceae. The transcript is spliced from 4 exons.